AUGAGGGAUCAAUUGAUCUCCCCCCGUUACCUCUUCACAUCUCUUCCUUCUUUUUCCAAUAUAUGUGAUCCCGCAGCAAGGGACAUUUCUGCCAUGUCGUUCGACAAAACUCGCGCUCGAGAAGGGCAGCCCCCGUCACCUUUCCGGCACGCGUCGAAAUCUGAAUCCAAUAACCGGAAGCUCCAUUCCCCGGAGGAUGGGUUGCAAUCGCGUGCUAUUCGAUCCAGAUCACUAGCCCAGGCAUAUCGCGAAAUAUCCAGAAAUACUAUGGCCGUUGCCACCGAGGACCUGUCACCGGUGACGACACCAAGUCCGCAACAGAAGCGCCAGACCUACGCGUUCCCUUCAUAUCAGUUCUCACCUCCUCCCUACGAAUUACAAAACGCCUACGACCAGAUCCAACAGGGAGAGAUGAUUUCCGAUUAUGUACGCGACGAGGAGUCGGAAAAGCAACGCGCCGCGCGCCGCUCCGCGAGCCGGGGCCGUCAAACAUCGUUCCAGCCGAAUGCGACAGACAGCGGCAGAGAAUCUGCCAACGGCACACACUUCUCCGAUGCAGGAUUCGGGGGUGAACUCGGUGACCACAGGAGUCGAAGGAGCAGAGAUUACACCAAGGAUGAAGAGCGCCUCCGACGUGCCACAGGCCAGCAUUCUCCGGUCUUCAGCAAAGCGCAGGUUGGGCGGGAUUCUUCAAGAGCGGACAACUGGCGACGACGCCGCGAAGCGGAGGCCGAAGCCGAGAAUAAUGUCACAGAAGAGGACGGCAACGCCGGUCCCUCGGGUCCUUCUCCAAAUCUACCGUCUGGCUGGGGUUACCGAGCAGGUCACCGGCAAGAAUGGGAGCGAAAGUUCAGCCCGUCUAGCUUGUCUGAUCAGCAGGAGCAGAGAACCCGCAAUCGCUCGUCGGGCUCGAUGACUAGCACACACGAACCAUUCUCCCAACCUGCGCAUACAUCGCGUUCCCCGGCACGGAGCGCCCCGCCAGCUCGUAAUGCUCUUGGAGAACGCCCAGAUGCCGUCAACAUGGAUCACCAGGGAACACAACAAGGAUUGGGCAUCAAAGAUACGAUUCCAGGGAAAGACUCAUUCGCGGACGGCGAGCAAAUUCCGAACUCUCCAAUCACCAUCUACAAAAACUCGUCAUUCUCCAGGCCGAGUCCCAGCAAACGGGACUCACGGGAUCUGUUGCGCAGUCUGUCCAGGUCUGAAAGCCACAAGGCCGAUGAAGUUAAAACCCCAGAGCCUCCGAAGCUCUUCGAACGGAAGAUUUACGACAAGACUCCCCGUGUCACAGGUGCUUGGAUUGACACACCCAUGACCCAGCGUGUGGCAGAGAAGAUUGAGCUUCCCGAGGACCUGACCAAAGAUAUUGUACUUCCACGGCCCACCCAAGAGGUGAAGGAUCCCAGCCCUCCCGCUCAAAAACCACAGGAAGAUGCACCCAAGGCGGAGGUAUCAAAGCCCGCCCAGCCAAUCGAGGCAGCGCCUGUUCCCGAUACACAAUCUAGCAAGCCGUUCAGAGCCCCAUUGCCUCGACCUCAUUUACCGAAAAGUGCUCUUGAAACAGUGAUUGAAGAUGCUAGCUCAGGGAAGGACGUAGACCUUGGAGAUGACACUCUUGAAUCUCUCCAGGCUAUCAUGGAUGGCCCGAGCGAAAUCAAGGUCGAAGAAGAGGAUGAUGAAGCCUACGAAAAAGUCGUCCUGGCAAGUCUUGAAAAGGCCAAUUCCAAGGAGCCCGAUGCUGUGAACUUCGAUUCACUCAACCUCAAACUCAACUCGCUGAUGAAGCACAUCAACGAUGUGCAGAAAGGGCUCGACGGGCUCGAAGGGAACGUCACGCGAAGUGUUGCAGUUUCCUCACAGGCCGAUCUUCCGAGCAAGGCGAGAUCAUCAACAGAUGUGCAUGCAGGCGCACCUUGCAAGGGAUGCGGCACAUGCACUGACGGACGAGUCUACGCUGCCGUCCGUCUCCCCCGCUUAUUCGAACGGCAUCCCCGGUCUCAACGCCUCCAGCCAACAAGACUGUUCUGGUUCAUCGUCAUACCACUGUGUUGGUGGGUCAUCGAAUGCUUAAUGUCGGAUUCAUUCAGCUACUCCGAUAUUUCCGAGCCCUGCGAUGGAUACUGCCUACAGCCAGAUGCGCCAGCCUACCCAUGGGUAACCGUGACAAUGCUUUGGCGCUGGUCUCAUCUCUCGGCAAUCUGCACGCCUAUCUUAACUCUUCUAGUCGCCCUAUCCAGGCUGGUGGCACAACUGUUCGGAUUCUCGGAUGGCUACGUUGAUGACUUGCCUGAGCUUACUGAUAUUGUUGGUGAAAUCCGUAUCAAUGGGACUGCAGUUGCCUUUCCGUGGUUGUCAGCGCCUACGCCGGUAAAUGUCGAGUCUCAGGCUCCCAUCAAACAAAACCCGCCAGUCCAGCAACCUACGCAACGGCCUGAAUAUGCUUGGCCACCCGCGGAUGCAUAUACACCACAAUGGGGCUCUGAUCUACCAACAGGCGACGAGGGAAUGGAUGAUGAUGAGUAUAUCUGA
This is a messenger RNA of Penicillium olsonii, 2532 nucleotides long. The record is from the annotation of a GenBank genome assembly. Lineage: Eukaryota; Fungi; Ascomycota; Eurotiomycetes; Eurotiales; Aspergillaceae.